GUUAGAUUAGGCUUGGUUAGAGUAAAACAGAUUGGUAAUUAUGUUGCGGUUUAAUAUUAAAUUAAUAAUAAAACUUACUAAAUUUGAAGUGAUUUAAAUGUCAUUUUUAAAGUAAUAUUUUGUUACAUAAGAAUUGGGUUGAAAUAAGAGAAUCUUAGCGGCUGUUUUGAAUUUCUUUGACUGUUGAGGCUGUUUUAGGAAGCUUGAAGGUAUUCAAUAAUCAUAAGUAGUCGUUUUGAUGGUUUUUGACGUUUGAAGGAAUUAAAUAAGACACAUAGAGGUUCUAUAUUCUCCAGAGUUCAGAUUAACAUAAAGUAAGCCAGAGAUCGUUUACAUAAUUGGUACGAACCUGUAAAUAUAUAUAUUUAACUAAGGUAACGAGUACGCUAGCGUAUAACAAACAAUACGGGAUAUUGACACACGUAUUUACACAUCAACUAGCACAAGUUAAUACAUGAACUAGCAUAGUAACUAGCAGUAAUUUAGGUUAACUAGAAGGGCGGGUAGGGCGCUUCCCGCCCAAUAUACCCAGUGCGGCCUCAGGCCUCGGACGUGACGGACGUACGACCUUCGUCUCCCGGGCCUUGGAGCCUACCAAGACGCUAUUUAUAUCAGACACUUAAACCUUGCAGCCGCAGGAAGACUUCGUCGUUGAUUUGCCACUCAGUGAAAGACAUUUUGUUAUACUUUGUCUCUUAAUAAUGACAAGAAAAGCUUCGUCUUUCUCACUUCCCUCCAAAACCAGCUUGACGGAUGUGAAGACUCACAGACAGGCUUCUGCCGCUACAGAUACACGAAGGAAGUGUAAGAUGAAGUCUAAGUCUCAGAAGAAGAAGGCGUUGGAGAGACUCGGAGCCGGAUACUUGUCGGCAAGGCUGGCUAUCCGGCCUCAGGCCCAGGGCGUAGUGGACGGGGCAAGAUGGCGCGCCUUGAAGUACUCUCUAAAACCCGCCAGAAAAGAACAAUUAUUGAAGGAGAGACGCGUGCGCAGGCUGGUUGAAGCUGUGGCAGAGUGUCUUGCGUACAUGAAGGAAGAAGAAGCUGAGCAACUUGAGCAGCAUCAAGAGACCCCCGAGGAACCCACAUAUAACCACUUUCUUCAUACUCCAUACGACCAUUCUAUUUGGAAGGCGCAGUUGUUCCUGCCCCUGAUAGUUAGAGUGACAACUGAUAUAAGCCAUAAUUCUAUUUCUUCGCCAGCUGAUCGCUAUCGUUACAAACUGAAGCCCCUGCGAAGCCGACUAAGGCGCUCUGAACCCUAUGAUGUCACGAGGCACCUCGGGAAGGACUACAUCAACGCCACUGUAGUUAAUGUAAGUACGGUUAUGUAA
Procambarus clarkii (red swamp crayfish) is the source of this 1331-nucleotide messenger RNA. The record is from RefSeq and is a predicted model, not a curated record. Lineage: Eukaryota; Metazoa; Arthropoda; Malacostraca; Decapoda; Cambaridae.